This is a messenger RNA of Portunus trituberculatus (swimming crab), 2163 nucleotides long. Its product is annotated as solute carrier family 49 member 4 homolog. Gene Ontology annotation, molecular function: transmembrane transporter activity. Gene Ontology annotation, biological process: transmembrane transport. The transcript has 11 exons. Gene Ontology annotation, cellular component: membrane; intracellular membrane-bounded organelle. Bases 610 to 2079 code for a protein of 489 amino acids. Lineage: Eukaryota; Metazoa; Arthropoda; Malacostraca; Decapoda; Portunidae. The record is from RefSeq and is a predicted model, not a curated record.
AAAUACUCUUUAGAACUCAGCUAAUCGUCUCUGUAGUCUUUGAAAAUGGUCGCAGUGAGAGAGGAAAACGUUUCUGAAUAUGGCGCAAGAUGCAAACACACCUACAAAGCAUACAUCCUUCAGAAACUAGUAUAACUUGCUGCCAACACUGAUGUCAGGCUCGGUUUGUUAGACGUAAACCCACAUAAGAAACGCAGGUAUUAAUCAACCAACACGUAUACGCGCAGCCUUAUUCAAACCAGCGCAGUUCAAUGUUUGUAAUCACGACCUCCCCGUAAUGCCCUUCGUGGUUAGUACGGAAGAUAAGGGAUAAUCUCCAUUGUCUCGCUAUUUGUAUUACCCCAAUGUUUACCUUUUGACAACCCAGCUCGACCCUCAGUUAUCACAAGGCUCGGUGCUACACGGCCGACACCUCCACCAUUACUCCAUUACCCUUCGUGUCGCACCACACCCAACACACGCCUCGUCUAAAUACAUCACGGCAGAUUUGACAGCAGAUAACUACCAAGGCUUAUUAUAAGACAAGUGUGAGGCAGCAGCAACUUUUACAUCUCUGUGACUUUUACUGUAUAUGUUGGUCCGUGGCUUGACUCAACAUUCCAAUCCAUAAUGAUCCUGGACCGCGAUAACUCCUACGCCACUGCUGACGACAACAGGGAGGAGGAAAUUGGACUGCUUCACGAAGAUCUUGAUGAGGAGUGGGACUUUGAGAGAGGGAAAGCCCCCCAUCGCAACUACAAGUAUACGGAGACCAGUGUGACGGGAUAUGAACGCCAAAAUGUAGUGACCAAAACUUACAAGUCAAGAUUCUGGAUACUUUUCCUUGCUGCAUUUCUGUGCUGGAUUCACACGCUACAGUGGAGCACGUGGGGGCCCAUCAGUGAAAGCAUGAAUGCCGCCUUCCCGGGCUGGGGUCCUUCCACCGUGGCCCUCAUGGUCAACUGGGGCACAAUCAUGUACGUGCUGUGUGUGGCGCCGCUGUGCUGGGGAAUGCAGCGGUACGGUCUACGCGCCGGUGUGGUCACCAGCGCCGCUUUCAUGGCCAUUGGCACCGGCCUCCGCUGCCUCACCAAGCAGACCCCCACCUUCACCAUUUUGUGCCACAUCUGUGCAAUACUGGUUGGCGGCGCCAGCGCUCUUGCCCUCACCACUCCAAUGGUCAUCGCCAACGACUGGUUCCCUCAAAACGAAAGAACGACAGCAACUGCAAUAAUCCUUGGUAUCAGUCAGCUGGGCUCACUCGGCAGUUUCCUGGAGCCAACGUUUAUUCGCCUCCCCGGCCCUGGAGUCACCAAGGAAGACAUUCAGGACGAUGUGAUGAACCUUGUCUAUGCAGGAGCGAUCAUGUCGGCAGUGUUACUCUUGGCUCUCCUGGUUUAUUACCCCUCUAAACCACCAAAGCCUCCUUCCUUAUCCUCCACAACGGAGAGGGUUGAAUUCAUCCCAGGUCUUGCAUCUGUCAUCAGGAACAAAAAGCUCCUUCUUAUAGUGGCCAUAUAUGGAACAUUCGUGGGUCCACCAGUGGCCUGGAUCACUGUGCUCAACUUCUCAGUCCUGCCUCUUGGAUUUCAUCAGGGUAAGGCAAUGUGGAUGGGAGUCACUGCGGUGUUGGUGUCCAGCUUGUCGCCAGUGGCUGCAGGGCGCAUCAAUGACCUGCUGCAGGGCCACAUCAAGACCCUCAUCGUCACCCUCAUGCUUGGCACCACGGCCUUCUGUUACUGGUUCCUGCUUAUCUCCUAUGGUGUCGUGGAAGUCACUGAGUGGCAAGUGUAUGUCUCUACUGUUGGCAUCUGUGCUUGCAAUUACGCUGCCAUGCCUCUGUUCUUCGAGGUGGCAGUGGACAUCGCCUUCCCGAUCUCUGACAUCCUGGUGAUGGGAGUGAUGACUGCUGCGGAUUGCCUCGUCAGUACUCUCUUCCUCACCGCCUACAGUAUUCCCAACGCCGGCUAUCUAUGGAUCCCCUCCACCAUGAUCUUCACAUCUGGUAUUGGCAUCAUUCCUAUGCUGCUCCUCAAGUUUAACAACACCAGGGCGCUCAUCGACAACCAAAUACGAGUAGACUCUCCAUAUUAUAAAUGAAAUACACGUGUUUAUGUCUUUUUAAGUCUUUCACAUCUCACAAAAUUCCAGACUCCUAUGUAAGCAAUAAAAGUCUGCUACAUU